Messenger RNA from Plasmodium adleri (nom. inval.), 1422 nucleotides. Its product is annotated as conserved Plasmodium protein, unknown function. The coding region runs from base 1 to 1422 and encodes 473 amino acids. The transcript has a single exon. Lineage: Eukaryota; Apicomplexa; Aconoidasida; Haemosporida; Plasmodiidae. Gene Ontology annotation, biological process: protein transport. The record is from RefSeq and is a predicted model, not a curated record.
AUGCGUUUACUAAAAUAUGGAAGAGAACUAAUUGUUUUGUUAUAUGUAAUUCAAAUAUUUGUCAUUAAAACUAAAAAGAUUUUAUCGUCAGAAAAACAAUGUCCACACAAAAUAUAUCCUCCUAUAAAUAAGGAGUUAUUUAAUAUAAAGAAUAAUGGAUAUAGAUUUUUGAGAAAGGUUAAUUUUCUUUUUUUUAAAGGAAAAAAGAGUGAUUAUGAAAUGAAGAAUUUAGAAAAUGUCCCUUUGUUUGCUGUUACCAAUGAAUUUGAUGAAAUAAUAUUAUCCUUUCACUUUAAUAAUAAUAAUAAUAGUAACAAUAAUAACAAUAAUAGUAACAAUUUAUAUGUUAAUGAAAAAGAAUUCUUUGAUAAACAUAUUAAAUUAUCCAAUGAAGAAAAUAAGCUAUUAUUUCCUAUGGUUUUAUAUAAUGAUGAAUAUAGAUCACAAAUUAAUGUCAAUGAAAUUUAUGAUCCUACUAAUUCGGUUGCUAUAUUUUUUUUCGAUUUAAAAACUGCUGAAGCUUAUAGAGAUGAUAUUUUAUAUUUAUAUAAUAAAAAUUUAAAAGAAGAGAAAAAAACCAACACUCCCUUUUUUGGUUCAAAAAUUAUGCUAACCAAUUUAAGUUAUUUUAUGAAAAUUAAAAACAUGUAUAAAUCAAAAAUUAAUUUUAUAUUAAUUCCUAAUUAUGAACAACUACAAAAUGUUCUCAAAAAUAAAAAGGUUUUUUAUGGUACACCUAUAUAUUAUAUUAAUAAAAUAAAAUUGCGCAAAUCAAUAUUAAAAAAAAAAUUUUUCCACUUGUUUUAUAAUGACUUAGAAAAAACAAAAAGGGUUCAAUUAUAUCCUAAUGUGUAUUUAACUUACACAAUUGAAGUUACAAAAAAUGAAAAAAUAAAUAAAUCUGAUGAAAAGGAAGGAAAUCACAUGAAAGAUAAUAGUAAUAAUAAGAAUGAUGAUCAUAAUAAUGAUCAUAAUAAUGAUCAUAAUAAUAAUCAUAAUAAUAUUCAUAAUAACAAUGAUAAUGAAGAAACGUUAAUUAUACAAAUCGAAACUAAAGAUCAAAAAAAAUAUAUACCCAUUUUUUUUUCGUAUGAACAAGCUAGCCAAUUUUAUAAUAUUUUUUUAAAACAUUUCCAAAAUAAUUUUACAGAAUAUUGCCUUCCAAAACCUAAUAUAAUUUUAAACUCAUUUGAAAAUCUUAUUACUGCAUUAAAAUAUUCUAAUUAUAAAAAACUUACAAAUUUUCAUAACAUCUUUUUUAUGCCAACUAAUGUUUCAUAUGAUGAAGAUGUCUAUGCUCCAAAGAAAAGUUUUUUUACUUUUUGUAUGAAAAAAAUUUUUCAAAAAAUAAAUUAUGACUUGUUCAGGUCAUUUCGAAAAAAUUUAAAUUACUUGAUAUCUGAUUAUAUAUAUGACAAAUGA